Chlamydomonas reinhardtii is the source of this 1696-nucleotide messenger RNA. RefSeq lists its product as uncharacterized. The record is from RefSeq and is a predicted model, not a curated record. The coding region runs from base 184 to 1383 and encodes 399 amino acids. The transcript is spliced from 7 exons. Lineage: Eukaryota; Viridiplantae; Chlorophyta; Chlorophyceae; Chlamydomonadales; Chlamydomonadaceae.
GCACCAAUAGAAGAGCGAAGACUCAACUAACGAGGCAGCAGCGCGGGUCUUCACUUCUGAAGACGUUUGCCAUUUAGGAGUGCUCAGGUUUAGCCCUGUGCCCGGUCAGCUGAAUAUUAGGCGACUAUAAGAGCGGCGGCAGGUGGUGACUAGCGGGCUGAAUUCACACGCGCUCGGGGAGCCAUGUCCCUGUACAAUGGGCCCCCGCGCGCGGGGGCCCGAGGCGGGCGAGACCAAUUCUCGUGGGAUAACGUCAAGGCUGACAAGGACCGCGAGUACUACCUGGGCCACUCGGUAAAGGCGCUGGCGGGCCGCUGGCAGAAAGGUCGUGACGUGUACUGGUACACCCGCGACAAGGGCGGCGGCGCCAAUGCGCUGCAGGACGAGAUCGCGGCGGUCAAGCAGCGCGAGGAGGAGCUCAUGCUGGAGGCGCUGGGCCUGAAGCCCAAGACCGUGGCCAAGCCGGCGCCGCAGCUGGACAAGCACGAGCUGGACGAGAUCAUCCACGGCAAGCGUGAGGACCGCGAGGCAGCGGCGGCGGCAGGAGGAGAGGGCGGCCCGGGCGCGUCGGAGGCGGGAGCGGGCGCGGGCGUCACUGGCGAGGCGGACCGCAUCAAGGGGCUGGGCUUCAUCGCGGGCACUGGCAGCGCCCAGGGCCAGGCGGUGCGGACCACACUGCCGGGCGUGGGCGUGGCGCCGGGCGGCCAGCCCCAGCACCCGGCGGGGCAGGGCGGCGCGGGCGUGGGGGGGCACGCGGGAGGCGCGCUGCCGCCGCCGCCACCCUUGCGAGGUGCGCCGGGCGGCGUGGCUGCAGCCGUGGCUGCGGGCAUGAGCCUGGACGACCUGAAGCGGCUGCGGCGGGCGGAGCGCAAGGCGGAGAAGCGCGCCAAGAAGGAGGCCAAGAAGGCGAAGAAGGCCGCAAAGAAGGCCGCCAAGAAGGCCGCUAAGGAGGCGGGGCCAAAGCACGGCGGCGCAGGCGAAGACCGCAAGCGGUGCCACCGCUCCGCCUCGCCCUCCUCCAGCAGCGGCAGCGGCAGCGACUCAUCCGGCGACGAGGCCGCCGGCAGGGAGCGGGGUCGGGAGCUGGGCGGGGCAGGGCGGGGCCCGGCCAGCCAUGGGCGGCACGACAGCCCGCCGCCAGCCCUGGAGAAGGGGCGGCGGGGUGAGCCGCCCGCUGGGGCGCGGCCAAGGCACGACAACCGCAGCCGGAGCCCACGGAGGGAUGCGCCUGCGGCAGUGCGGGCACGCCACGACAGCCGCAGCCGGAGCCGGAGCCCGGUCCGCCAGCAGGAGCGGAGAGCGCACGGCGGCCGGGGAGUCGCGCGGGGUGACGAGGGGUGGCGUGGGCCACGUGGUCGGAGCCGGAGCCCCCGCCGGCACUGAGGCACAUGGGCGCCAUGCGGUGCGCGGCCAUGAGUCCAUGACAGUCGGAAGUGGCGCGGUCGACGCCUGGGACCUGCGCUGAGCACAUGAACCGCAGGGAAGGGCUGCUGUUCUGGGCUCUGGUGCAACUGCUGGGGGGAGGAGACUACAGGAUACGACUGGAGAAGGACUGGCGAAAAGCCUUGGGAGCUCCUCCGUAGGAAAGGCGGCACCAUGCUUGAACGUCCAGGGCUCCCCUGCCUGGAAUGCUGAAUGGACGAGCUCACACUCGUUUCACGUGGGCACCCCAACCCUAAUGUAACAUAAGGGCCUC